AUGUACAUAAUUAACCUCUUAACCUUAAUUGUGCCAAUUCUGCUCGCCGUAGCAUUCCUAACACUAGUUGAACGAAAAGUGUUAGGAUAUAUGCAACUACGAAAAGGUCCUAACAUCGUAGGCCCCUACGGACUACUACAGCCAAUUGCCGACGCAGUAAAAUUAUUUACCAAAGAACCACUACGACCGCUAACUUCAUCAAUCUCUAUAUUUAUUAUUGCCCCCAUCCUAGCCCUUACACUAGCAUUAACCAUGUGAAUUCCACUACCAAUACCAUACCCACUAAUCAACAUAAAUUUAGGGGUCCUAUUUAUGCUGGCAGUAUCAAGUUUGGCCGUAUACUCAAUCUUAUGAUCAGGCUGAGCUUCCAACUCUAAAUAUGCCCUAAUUGGGGCCCUACGGGCUGUAGCACAAACCAUCUCAUAUGAAGUAACACUAGCUAUUAUCCUUCUGUCAAUUCUUCUAAUAAGCGGGUCCUUUUCUCUAUCAAACCUAAUCAUCACACAAGAGUAUACAUGACUCUUAUUCGCAUCAUGACCACUAGCCAUGAUGUGAUUUAUCUCAACCCUAGCAGAAACAAAUCGAGCCCCAUUCGACCUAACAGAAGGAGAAUCAGAACUAGUCUCAGGUUUUAACGUAGAAUAUGCAGCAGGCCCAUUUGCCCUAUUUUUCCUAGCAGAAUAUGCAAACAUCAUCAUAAUAAAUGUCCUAACAACAAUUUUAUUCCUAGGGGCAUUCCACAACCCAUACUUCCCAGAACUUUACUCAAUUAAUUUUAUAAUUAAAGCACUAAUCCUAACAACCUCGUUCCUAUGAGUACGAGCCUCAUACCCACGAUUCCGAUAUGACCAACUAAUACACCUACUAUGAAAAAACUUUCUACCACUAACACUAGCACUAUGUAUAUGACACGUUUCACUACCAGUAUUUCUAUCGGGAAUCCCACCACAAUAA
Talpa occidentalis (Iberian mole) is the source of this 954-nucleotide messenger RNA. The record is from the annotation of a RefSeq genome assembly. Lineage: Eukaryota; Metazoa; Chordata; Mammalia; Eulipotyphla; Talpidae.